Molecule: messenger RNA, 1844 nt
Organism: Nicrophorus vespilloides
Lineage: Eukaryota; Metazoa; Arthropoda; Insecta; Coleoptera; Silphidae
Product: guanine nucleotide exchange factor for Rab-3A-like
Exons: 7
Coding region: 101-1465 (454 amino acids)
Biological process (GO): exocytosis
Cellular component (GO): Golgi to plasma membrane transport vesicle
Molecular function (GO): guanyl-nucleotide exchange factor activity
Source: RefSeq, a predicted model, not a curated record
GAAAAUGUCGUGUGAAAUUUGCACAUCGUUGAAGAAGACUGAUUUUUUGUAAUCACUGCCUGAACAAAAAUAGUGGAGAAAACGUAAAGUUCGAGUGAGGAUGGAGCAGGAGACGGGGACGCAAUCUGCGUCGAGUAUAAGUAAAGGGUUACUGAUGGCGCCGGCGAUGGCCGGUUAUUCGAGUCUGGUGAAGCAGCACAAGAGGGCCGGAUCUACGGGGACGACGGGCGAUGAAUCGUACACGACCGACGAGGAGGAAAACGCCGAAACUGAUGAGCCUGAUUGUUCCAUUAAAGAGCACGUUACCAGCAAGCUAUUCAAUAGGACUACGACCUUCGGGUCUUUCUCGGACAUCACCACCAUCACGGAUAAGGUUGGAAAUGGGCACAUGCACAGGAACAGCUCGGAUAGUUCUGUGUACAGCGAUUUGGGAUUGGACAAGUGCGACGACAUCGAAUUCCUACAAAAAGCCGGAGAGAAAAACGACUCGGGAGAUUGGGGAAGGAGCGUGGUGGAGCUGAAGGAGCAGGCUUUCACGAGACUGCAGAACGAACUCAAAGACGCGCAUCAGGAGUUGAAACUCAAAGAUGAAGAAGUGGUCCGUCUGACGCGAAUCCGUGAAGAGGUCGAAACCGAGCUCGAAGAUCUCACAGCAAGUCUCUUCCAGGAAGCCCAUAAUAUGGUCAGGGAAGCGAACGUGAAGCAGGCCGCUGCGGAGAAGGCUCUCAACGAGAGCCAGAUGAAGGUGGAGGUGCUGUCGGCGGAAGUGGCCGCCCUUAAGACCCUCGUGCUGACCUCCACCCCGAGCAUGCCGAACCCUCAUUUGCACCCCCAAAUUGGAAAGGAGGACGGUGUGCCGUUUUUUACGAGGAAACACCGCCGAUGCCCUUCCCACUUCAAUUUGAAAUACGGCCGUGAAAACUCCCCGCCCGACUCGCCUGUGAAAGAGAUCAACUCCAUACUCACCGCCCAACCGGAGAUCCAAAACAAGGAUGGUCUCGAGGUCGAUCCGAACGUGCACGACGAGUUCCUCCUGUGGAAACAAGCUCCGACAUUAACGAAAUCGGAUCCGUUCAUCCAGCGCGUUUAUUCGGAAGACAUCAAUCUCUGUUUGGAGUUUCCAAACUCGCAGCUGGCGCAGAAGGUGCUGGUCGCCAUCGAAUCCGGCUGUAUUUUCAUCGAAGCCGUCAGCGACAAAACGAAAACCGUCUUCCCCAAGAAAUGUGCGCUUCUAGAGGUACCGCGACAAUGCUUCUAUCGGAUGAAUACAGGAGAGGAAGAGGUCUGGCAUUCGAUUUCGAAAAUCUGCCGGAAUAGAAUAAUUGCAGUCUGUGAUUUUUUGAAUUAUCUAAAAUACAUUGAAAUGGGACUCGUCAAGAGUUCAGCUCAUGAUAUUUAUUGGGAGAUAGCAAGGCUCAGGAAGGAGAUGGUGCUGGCACGACUUGGUCUGAGCGUAAGCUCUUGACACUACUGAUACGAAAGUAGACAAAGUAAAGCUAAUCAUGAAGAAAGAAAGAACUAAGAAAAAAUAAAUACCUUAAGGAAAUGAAACUCGUCGCCAACGAAUGCUAACUAAUUAAUACAAGAACCUCUUUACUCAUUUUGUAACGAAUUUUUGGGAACUUCGCUUUUGUGGAAGUCGAACAUAUAUACAUAUAUAUAUAUAUAUUUAAUAGGAGAGAUGACGAAAAAUUGAGGAACCUGUGCCAACGUGUUUAUAAUAAUUAUUUUUUUAUUGAUUUUGUUUUCGUGUGUAAAUAUUCGAUUCCUGUGUAUAUUAUUACUUUCUCAAUCUAUGUUUGUUCCGUUUGAUGUAAGAUAAAUUAAAAGUGAGUUCUUUAUAA